GCAGCAUAUCAGUGCCACACGACACUUUACCUACUCAAUCUUGGAACUCUAUAUAAUACACCCCUUUUUUAUUUCUUGCAACCUACCUCCCUGCUAACCUUCCAACCCUCGCACAACAAGAUUUGCCAAUCCGAUAAUAUACUCGACGUUUAUACUCCCCGAUUCCCGCAUAUAGGCAUCAAUCGCAUUAUGUCUAGACGCCCCCCCAACCCGGCCGCUGAGAGGGCCGCCCAAAACCAGCAAACCAUUAAGAGUCUACUGAAGUUGGAAUCCAACAAGAUAUGCGCCGAUUGCAAACGAAACAAACAUCCGCGAUGGGCGAGUUGGAACUUGGGCGUCUUUAUCUGCAUUCGCUGCUCAGGAAUCCACCGAGGAAUGGGAACCCACAUAUCGAGAGUGAAGUCCGUCGACCUAGACUCCUGGACUGACGAACAACUACAAAGUAUUCUAAGCUGGGGCAAUGCGCGCGCCAAUAAAUACUGGGAAUCGAAGCUGGCUGCUGGCCACGUACCGUCCGAGGCUAAGAUCGAGAACUUCAUUAGAACCAAAUACGAACUGAAGCGAUGGGUGAUGGAUGGACCUAUGCCUGAUCCUGCAACCUUGGAUGUAGAUGGCGACGAUGAUGUUCCACUAAGCAUCGUAAAAGAGAAGCAGAGUAUAGACAGGAAAGAGUCAAUUCGGAAAAGCUCAGUUGGGCAGCAAGCAGCACCGCGCAAGAUAGCUUCGCCAGCCCCGCAAGCAGACCUCAUCGGUGGUGACGAUAUUCCUCCGAGGGCAAGCACUGCCGGACCUGCAUCGUCGCAAGUUCCCCCUAAAUCGGCUCCUGCUCCUCCAAAAGCUGUGAACCCUAAAGAUUCACUUCUGGGCUUAGAUUUCUUGGGCGAAGCACCUGCUGCUCCACCUCGUCCCGCAAGUACGAAUAAUGCCGGUGGUAUUGGUGGCCAGUCGAGACCCGAUCUCAAGCAAUCCAUCCUAUCUCUAUAUGCCUCCGCCCCUAGACCCCAACCACCUCAGCAACCGUCGCAUUCUUCUUCUGGGUCAUUUGGUGGGUUUGGUGCCAUGCAAUCUCCAUUGCAAUCUCCUACAAUGGGACAUCAGCCCCAAAAGUCAAAUAGUGGAGGGCUUGACGACGCUUUUGCUAGUUUGAGUUUCGGAAAUGUGACCGCGCAGAAAAGUCCUCCAAAAGACGCUUUCGCAGGCUUAUCGAAUAUGUCUAGCAACCGGUCUACUCCUCAACCGGCGACUUCGUCAUUCUCAAGCUUGAGUGGAGGCAGCUUUUUUGAUCCUAAGCCCGCUCAACCAGCGACCCAACCGCAGUCGAAACCCCCGAUGACAACAUCCGAUAGCUUUGGUGCGUUUAGCACAUCUUCUAUCUCGCCAAAGCCAGCCCAGUCAUCCUCGGCUGCCCUUGGCGACCUGUUUGACUGGUCUAGUCCCGCUCAGCCGGCCGCCGCGCCAACGCCAGCUAAGCCGACUCCCGCACCGUCAUCAACCACCGAUUCCAUCUUCAACCUUUCAACCCCUCAACCUAAGCCAGCUCCAGUAGCAGCGCCCGCUACGAACACCACUCCCUCUUUCAACGCAGCAGCACUCGGCGGCUCGGACGUCUGGGGAAAUGCAUGGAGCAAUCCUGAAUCCACUCCUGCCCCAGUUUCGAAGAGCCCAUUGGCAACCCAAACUUCUACAAUAAGCAGUAGCAAUGAUUUUGGCGCCUGGGGCAGCAGCGGAGGCUCUUUCGCUAGUCAGAGCCUAGUACCCGGUGCUUCUGGGGGGUUUACUGCAGCACCAAAGGUAGCGGCAGAUGAAGAAUUUGGUGGUUGGACCAGUAGUACUGGUACUUCUAACAACAACGGAGGAUCGAAGCCCAGUGGUGGAUUCGGGAGCGAAGAUCUAUUCUCUAACGUUUGGCAGUAAGUGGUCUUACGAACGCAACAAGGUUAUCAGGUCUCAAUAGGAUAGGGUUUUUCAACCCAUGGAAAUUGAAUUGUAGACAGGACACAUAGGCAUGACUUCUCGCUAUGCAUAGUCUCUUCAAGCCGAUUACCAAGGCUCAAUGUCAAAUACACUAACACAUAAGAUCCAUCAAUACAAAUUCGUGGGUCUAUUCAAUUGUAAAUCGUCCAUUUCGUAUAAACAAGGCUAAAUCCAUAACGCCUACGCUAUGCCAGGGAAUUGCUAAGCCCCCAAAUAAAGAGCAGAACUUGGUUUGCUUCCCCUCUUGCUAGAGCGACUGCUGAUACUAUCGAGGCAUGUGAGCCC
This is a messenger RNA of Hypoxylon trugodes, 2259 nucleotides long. RefSeq names its product ArfGap-domain-containing protein. Gene Ontology annotation, molecular function: metal ion binding; GTPase activator activity. The transcript is spliced from 2 exons. The record is from RefSeq and is a predicted model, not a curated record. Gene Ontology annotation, biological process: endoplasmic reticulum to Golgi vesicle-mediated transport; intra-Golgi vesicle-mediated transport; endocytosis. Bases 190 to 1914 code for a protein of 574 amino acids. Gene Ontology annotation, cellular component: Golgi apparatus. NCBI's taxonomy places the organism in Eukaryota, Fungi, Ascomycota, Sordariomycetes, Xylariales, Hypoxylaceae.